Messenger RNA from Nannizzia gypsea CBS 118893, 1149 nucleotides. RefSeq lists its product as hypothetical. The coding region runs from base 1 to 1149 and encodes 382 amino acids. The transcript has 3 exons. Gene Ontology annotation, biological process: transcription elongation by RNA polymerase II. Gene Ontology annotation, cellular component: elongin complex; nucleus. NCBI's taxonomy places the organism in Eukaryota, Fungi, Ascomycota, Eurotiomycetes, Onygenales, Arthrodermataceae. The record is from RefSeq and is a predicted model, not a curated record.
AUGGCUUCUUCGUCGAAUCAAAAUAUAGGGGCUUCGUCCCUCCUACUGAUGGCCCGCCGGAUGUGUGUCAAGGUAGUUAGGGAAAUAACUGACGUUGGCUUGGCCCGCUAUGAAGUUAUCCGUCCCAUCCUUCAGAGGAUUGAAAAUCCUCAGCAGCUACAUGAACUUGAACAAAGGUCCCCGCAUCUUCUCGAACAUGAUGCCGAACUCUGGGUUGAAUUUAUCAAGCGUGAUAUCUACUUUUGGGAGACACUUGAUCUAACUGAAGCCCCUGAGAGUUGGUACGAUUUCUAUACUACUCUUAGGGCGCAAGCUGCCAAGAAAGUUGAUGAGGAUGCAGAACGCAUGAGACGUGCGUUGCAAGGCCUCGACAAGGAGAAGUCAAAGCACACUCCCAAAAUUGUCGACGUCAAGAAAAUGAGGCUCCCUCGGGAAAAACCUACUACUGUACAGCGGCAUGCUCAUCAUGACCGCAUGAUGGGCGGUAUUUCCCCUGUUUUUGCACUAGGUACAAAGGAAAGUGAUCCCAGUGGCAGUAAAGCGUGGGAGGAUAGGCCGCAAUGGAGACUUGUCCCACCAAGACUAUCGUCUCGGCCCAGCUCUGGUGCUUCUUCUGGGGGCAGGAAGUCUGCUUUACCGGCAGUCGUCAAGCGCAACCAUACGCUUUCUACGCCAACCCACAAGCUCAAUACCAUGGCUUCCCGCGUCAUCCAGGCUCCCAAGUCUUUUAUUGAGGAUCGCAAAAGUGCAGUUCCCAUCAACCGGGCUAUUCGCCCUACCAUUCGCAACAACGUCACAACAGUACCCUUUCCAAAAUCUGCUGCGGAACCGCAGAAGGCGCCUAGGAGACCCAGCUCAAUUCCACACCAUACCCCCGCCACCCCAUCUAUACCUUUACCCGACAAUCUGCAAGCUACCCGUUCUGUUAAAAGCUCCCACUCAAAAUUCAACACUAUCCCGGUCACGACCCGAACGAGUUCAAAUCCUGCUCUUGGCCUAACUAACCCCAAGGUGGACCGUGAGCGCCCUACUAUAUCCCAACGUGGCGCCACCUCUAGCAGGUCAGAGCUAGAAAACAAGAGACAAGCCGACCAGAGCUCACCCAGCUUCACAUUAAACAAUAAGCAGAAAAAACUGAAAGUCUCGUGA